CGGAAAGUGCUAUAACGAGACGAGAAGUCAUACGUAUAAACAAUUACGAGUUUUCGUGGAUCGAUAAGCUCAAAUCUGCGAUAGACGCGGACUACGGGACGAAUUCAAGAAUAACACUCGUUGCUUAAGACGACUCUGAUUGCGGUAUAUUAGGGUUUGUAAAUUGUUUGCAAAGGGAGCCAGGCGGCGAAUCAGUUAGAUGCGUCUUCAUCCAAGAUAAGGACGCGCCCAAAUUCUCCUUGCAAGAGCCUUUCUACAUGAAUCAGUUACGACUGGACUUACCAAUUAAUGUCUUAAGUCCCGGUAAUAUUUGGGGCUCUUACAGACACUUAUCAUUACCGCCGCCGAAACUGAUACCUGUGCAAUGCGGUUAUGUCGCUCAGGGGAUUCGAGGUGAUCUGAGCACCAUCUGCUGCUGCUGGGUCGAAGGACAGAUAUCUCCUAAAUUCAAGCGUAAAAAUAUCAUACAUACAAUUUACGCGACACUGAAUUUCAAAGAUAUUAUGAUAGCAACUGGUAAACUUGCGUUGAAAUCCUUUCAAAUGAUUAGACGAGAUAUCGAUUCCUUCUUAGGCUUCGAGCUCGUUGGUUAUGAUGGUUCUGGACAGAGAGUAAUGGCAAUGUGCCCAAACAGAAGAAUAUCAAAUGUUAUAAUAAACGACCACGUUAUGUCCUGGGUUAUUCCCGAUGAAUGGACAUUCGAGGACGCUGCCACUGUUCCGUGUCUUUAUGCCACAAGCUGCUACGCUCUCUACGAGAAAGGGAAGAUAAAGAAAGGAGACAAAGUUCUCGUUCAUUUGGGCACCGGCGGCGUUGGUCAAGCUGCGAUCCACCUGGCGCUUUACGAAGGAUGCGAAGUGUUUACAACAGUCGGGACUUUGGAGAAACGACAAUUCGUUAGAGAAACCUUCCCUUCGAUCCUUGACGAUCAUAUCGGCAAUUCUCGCGACAUAAGUUUCGAACAAAUGAUCCUUGAGCAGACACACGGUCAAGGGGUAGAUAUUGUGUUAAAUUCCUUAGCUGAAGAAAAUCUUUAGGCGUCUGUUCGAUGUUUGGCGAAAGGCGGACGAUUCUUAGAAAUAGGAAAAUAUGACUUGUUUGCCGAUAAUACCCUAGACAUGAAGAUUUUUGCAAAAGGCAUCAGUUUCCAUGCGAUUAUGUUAGACAAUAUAGUAAAUUCCA
Messenger RNA from Harpegnathos saltator (Jerdon's jumping ant), 1182 nucleotides. Its product is annotated as fatty acid synthase-like. Lineage: Eukaryota; Metazoa; Arthropoda; Insecta; Hymenoptera; Formicidae. The record is from RefSeq and is a predicted model, not a curated record. Gene Ontology annotation, molecular function: fatty acid synthase activity; oxidoreductase activity. The transcript has 4 exons. The coding region runs from base 258 to 1037 and encodes 259 amino acids. Gene Ontology annotation, biological process: fatty acid biosynthetic process.